Xenopus tropicalis (tropical clawed frog) is the source of this 12186-nucleotide messenger RNA. It is a transcript of the gene wapl, whose product is annotated as WAPL cohesin release factor. Lineage: Eukaryota; Metazoa; Chordata; Amphibia; Anura; Pipidae. Gene Ontology annotation, biological process: mitotic cell cycle; regulation of cell cycle process; nuclear chromosome segregation. The transcript has 19 exons. The record is from RefSeq and is a predicted model, not a curated record. Gene Ontology annotation, cellular component: chromosome; chromosome, centromeric region; nuclear lumen. The coding region runs from base 333 to 3869 and encodes 1178 amino acids.
CAUGCGCAAAUUCUUUUCCAUACGGAGGGUUCAGUAAGCCUUUCUGCUAUUGGUUAACUGGGUGGUGUGUAAGCGUAGUGACGGAAGGGGGGCAAAUGGCGGAGGGAUGUUCCCCGGCCCUGUUUAAAUAAUAACAGCCGGAGGCCGCCCGGGGGAUUUGCGGAUACCUUUCGUUUUCGUCCAGAAAGCUGUUUGAGCCAGAGGCCCCGGGGAGAAGAGCGAGAGAAAGCUAUUUGGUUUUACUGGAACGUCAGCCGCUGAGGAGGGAAAAGUAGAGGCCGUGCUUUGGGAAGUCGAGGGAUAAGACCGUAGAAUAUGAAACAGGCUUCAAAAUGACAUCAAGAUUUGGGAAAACAUAUAGCCGCAAAGCUGGAAAUAGCAACUCCAAGUUUGAUGAAGUAUUUUCUAAUAAACGAACCACUCUUAGUACAAAAUGGGGAGAGACCACCUUUAUGGCAAAGCUUGGGCAGAAGAGACCAAACCAUAAGCAGGAUGUUAAAGAUACUCCUAAGAAACCCAAAGUUGAUGAUGAUCUCACAGAAGAUCCAUUUGGAUUUGAUAGUGAUGAGGAUUCAAUCCCAGUAUCAUCAAAAAAUGUCCCACAGCCCAAGAACAGCAUUCAACAGCCUUUGGAGCAUCUUGCAAGUUCAGACAACUUUACAUCCAUAAUAGAAGAAAAUAAUAAAGCUAAUCAGCCAAUCACUGCAGAAACCACAGUGUCAUGCAAAUUCAUUUCUUUUGAUAGUGCAUUGCAUGGACUCAGAGAAAAGAAUACAAAUAAAAUAGAGGAUGGGAAGAGAAAACACAGUUCUCCUAAGAAAAAAAACAUUACAGGAAAUGUGCAGAAUUUUGCUGAAGACAGUUACAGUUUUCCAAAGAGAUCCAAUAAUGGUGACAAGAAACCUGUAGAAGAAACAUUUACAGACACUUUGUGGGACUUGGGAAAUGAAUCGGGAUCAAAUUCGCCAUCAAAAUCCGAACAGAUAAAAGAGACCUCAACAGCGAUACUUUACGAGUGGGAAGAACUAAAUCAAGAAAAUACAGACAUUUCUGAGCUAGAAUUGAAUUCUGAUGUAAAUAGUCUUUUAGAAACCAAGGAUGAUGAUAGUCCCAGCAAUAAGGAAAUAAAUGAUAACGUAGAGGAACAUAUAAGUGGAGAGACAGUUCAAAGUGGACUUAAGCUUAGUAAUUGCAGGACAUACUGUCGGUCUAACAAGGCAAAGCAGUCACAGGGGUCAUCCAAUUUUGAUAAGCUUUUAGAUGGCACAAGCCAACCAGCAACAAAAUCCAGUUAUGCAUCAGAAAAAGAAAGGUCACACCCUGUGGAUAAAAGUUUUAGCACUGGGUCUAGAUCUACAGUUCGGACUAGAGACUAUACUGUUCUUCACCCAUCUUGUUUAUCUGUUUGUAAUGUUACCAUACAAGAUAGCAUGGAGCGUGGCGUAGAUGAGUUUACUGCCACACCAACCACAGAUCUAGGAGAAGCAGGGCGCCUCCGAAAGAAAGCAGAUCUGGCAACAACAAAAACAACAACAAGAUUCCGUCCUGGAAAUCCUAAAUCAAAAAAAGAUGCCAAAUUGGAGUUUUUUGGCUUUGAUGACCAAGAUGAAGGAGGCUCUGAGGAAGGUGGCUCAAAAUCUUUGGGGCAGUCAAACUAUAGAAUCAAAUAUUUUGGCUUUGAUGACUUAAGUGAAAGUGAAGAGGAAGAUGAUGAUUGCUGGCAUCAAAAGGAAAAAAAAGUUAAAAAUAAAACAAAAAGUGCAGUGGUCCCAUCAGCAACUAAUUCUCCCAGCUCAGGUGUCACUGAAAACUUAAAGGACAAUCAGUCCAGUAAUAUUUCAGAGUUUUCAGAAGAUCAGCAUGCUGUGCCUGAAGUCUUCAGAAAGCCUCCAAGUAAACAAACGGAUAAAAGCAAAGAUGGUGCACGAAAGAUUUUCAGUGGACCUAAAAGGUCUCCAACAAAAGCCGUGUAUAAUGCAAGACACUGGAAUCAACCAGAGUCAGAGGAGCUUCCAGCUGUUCCAGCUUUCAAAACUCAGACUGCACCUGCAAAGCCAUCAGAUGCACCAUGCGCAAAAGAUGACGGGGUAUUUAAGGCUCCAGCACCUCCUCCUAAAGUGAUAAAAACUGUUACAAUUCCCACACAACCAUAUCAGGAUAUUGUGACAGCACUAAAAUGCAGAAAGGAGCACAAGGAAUUAUAUACUGUAGUUCAGCAUGUAAAGCACUUCAACGAUGUUGUAGAAUUUGGAGAGAAUCAAGAAUUCACUGAUGAUAUUGAAUAUCUGCUAAGUGGGCUUAAAAGCAGUCAGCCCAUAAACACACGUUGCCUUAGUGUAAUAAGCCUGGCGACAAAAUGUGCCAUGCCAAGUUUCCGAAUGCAUCUGAGAGCGCAUGGAAUGGUAGCCAUGGUCUUCAAAACACUGGAUGAUAGUCAGCAACACCAGAAUCUAGCACUUUGCACUGCUGCACUGAUGUAUAUACUGAGCAGGGAUCGCUUAAACAUGGACCUAGAUAGGGCGAGCUUGGAUCUUAUGAUCCGACUUUUAGAAAUGGAACAAGACCCCUCAGCCAGACAAAUGAAUGAGAAAGAAAUGAACAAAAUCAAAGAGAAGAUACGCAAACUGUGUGAAACUGUCCACAACAAACAUUUAGAUUUGGAAAACAUUACGACUGGACACUUGGCAAUGGAAACAUUACUAUCUCUUACGUCAAAACGAGCAGGAGACUGGUUUAAAGAGGAGUUAAGACUUCUAGGUGGUCUUGAUCAUAUUGUGGAUAAAGUUAAAGAAUGUGCUAAUCACCUUGACCGUGAUGAAAGUGAAGAAAAAUUAGUUGCUUCUUUGUGGGGAGCAGAACGAUGUUUACGGGUCUUAGAGAGCGUAACUGUGCAUAACCCAGAGAAUCAGAGUUAUUUAAUAGCUUACAAAGAUUCACAACUCAUUGUGUCUUCAGCAAAAGCACUGCGUCACUGUGAGGAGUUGAUUCAGCGUUACAACCGAGCUGAAGACAGCAUCUGCAUUCCCUACAGCAAAUCUCUCCCUCACCAUAAUGUGUCUAGUCAUGUAGGCAAAGCUGUGGAGGACUGCAUGAGGUCAAUUAUUGGAGUCUUGCUUAAUUUAACUAAUGAUAAUGAAUGGGGCAGCACAAAAACUGGUGAACAAGACAAUCUGAUAAGCACUGCACUAAACUGUGUUCUUCAGGUUCCAAAGUUUCUACCUCAAGAACAGCGAUUUGAUAUUCGUGUUUUGGGCUUAGGUCUGCUGAUUAAUCUAGUAGAGUACAGUGCUCGUAAUAGGCACUGUCUUGUCAACAUGCAAACAACUCCGUCUUAUGAUUCCUUUUGUGGAGAAGGGGAGGAGCCUGUAAGAAUUCCAGGGCAAGUUGAUGCUGUCCAAGCCAUGGUGCUGCUUUUCUUGGAGCGUGAGCGGGCAGCCCAAUUAGCAGAAAGUCAGACAGAUGAGUUGAUCAAAGAAGUUCCAACAGCACAACAUGACAAGAGUGGAGAAUGGCAGGAAACUGGAGGGGAGAUCCAGUGGGUUUCUGCAGAGAAGAGCCCAAAUUCAGAAGAACCAGAAAAGAAAGAAGAGGAGGAUGAGGAACUUGAUCUUAAUAAAGCUCUUCAGCAUGCAGGGAAGCACAUGGAAGAUUGUAUUGUCGCUUCUUAUACGGCUUUACUUCUGGGAUGUCUUUGUCAGGAGAGCCCGAUCAAUGUGACUACUGUACGGGAUAAUUUACCUGAUGGAGACUUUUCAAUAAUGACAGAAAUGCUAAAGAAGUUUCUUAGUUUUAUGAAUCUUACAUGUGCUGUUGGAACAACGGGGCAGAAGUCUAUCUCUAGAGUUAUUGAGUAUUUGGAGCACUGCUAAGUGUCGUAACUUCCAACUGCAAGCCCAUGUUUAUGCUGGAUUUAUCCCUCUAAAAAGGAAGAAGUCAUGAAACAAGUCCCUAAAGAUGCACUGAUAUUAUUAAUCUGUGCUACUUUAUCUUAAAGACUGACAUGACUCCACACCUAUUUCUCAUACUGACCUGCUGACUGCUGUAACUCUCAGAAUGAAGAACAGAGGUGCUGCAGAGAGUUCAUUAGAAAUCAGGCAGUUUGUGCAUUGCAGUAUUUGGUUUGUUUUGAGUACAGUAACAGGGUUCAUUAUUUCUUUGGGAAGGGUUGAGUCAGGGCCAGUUAAGAAAAAUAGAAAAAUGCCGAUUAAAAAAAAAAAAUGCUGCUGAUAGUGCAACUGCUGAUUACUGUUGAAAUACUGCAUUCUAUUACCAGCCAGGUACAAAAGCCACUCAGCUGGUAUGAGUCCAAAUAGUUGUGUCGCAUAGUACUGGACAGCUACCUGCUUUUGUUUUUGGUCUUAAUUUCUGUCUUUGGAGUAGCUUUCAUUAAGGAAUUCUUCCAAAAUCCUGUAAAAACAAACACAAUGUUUAGGUUUGUUUGCUUUAAGAUAUUAGGCUGUUUUUUACUAGUAGCUUCCAAUCAUAACUAAACUUGCUGUUUUCCUCUUUUAUGUCUAUUCUGUACAUGCAUUAUUUUUCUAUAAUUUAAGAUUUUUUUUGUGUUGAUGGCUCUAACUGAUGUAAUUAUGUUGUUAAUCUUUCUGCACCGUGCUGAAUAACCUUAAAUGGCCAGAAAUACCAUCUUCCAAGUAUAAAAUCAUUAGGACAUGUCUGUUUACAACAAAAGCUCAAUUGUAAAUUACCUACCCAGUUAGUUAAUAAGGAUCUAUUUUUAUAUUUUUCAGUAGUCCAUCUCAGGUGUCAUCUUGGACUUCCUUAAAUAAGUAGGGAGAUGCCAAUACUAUAAUCAGACUUUUUAAGUCAGUUUUCCUCUUGUGUGGGAUUGGCACUAUUUGCAGUACUUCUCUUUCAAGCAGCAAAAAUAUUGUGUGUUUGUCCCUGGCAGAACUGGAAAAUUGUUGCAGUACAAAGCAGAUCUGAUAAAGUAGGGGAUGGCUGGUUAGUGCUUAAAAAAUUGCAGUUUUUAAAUUACAGUGAGGUCCAGAUUUGGGACUGUCUACGUGAUGAACUUCAAUGUUAAACAUUUAGAGUUGGUUUUUCCUCCACCUCACUGUCUAGGGUCUAUUUUAAGAGAAACCAGUAUUUUAAUAGACAUUUGGGACUAAUACCCAAAUUUGAAAGAAUAUUUUAGCAAAAGCUUAAGGUUAUUUUUUUCUCUUUAUAUUUCUUCCUUUGUGCACCAGAAACAUGACAGUUAGCGUGUGGCUAUUUAAAGUUAAAGCAAAGUAAUUUAAAAGCCAUAUAAAGGCAGGAGAAACAGUUUGAUUCUCUGCUUAAAUUAAGAGGUUUUAGUGGGUAAAUAAAGUCCAAGUACCCCUUUCAUAUAGGCUUUAUCGUGUAAAAAUAGUUCAGAUGUUCUUAGCAAUAUUUAUAUGAAAAUUGUUAAUAAAGGAUAUACACUUUUAAGAAUCAUUUUUAGACCAACUAACCUUGUUUUUGCACUCGGACCCAUAAUUGUAAUCGUUACAAUUUUGGCGCAUAGGAGACGUUUAUGAGGGUUGUGUACAUUCUUCACUGGGUGAAUAUGAGAAAGUACAAUUAAUUUUUUCCAAAGAGUGGCUAUAUCUGUAUGUCACAAACUUAUUUUGUACAUAACUUUGUUGAACAUUAAAUUUAGCAUUUUGUUUAUCCUUGAUCAGGAUUUUUAAUUGGAUUCAAUUAUAAGGCUGGUAGGUAGUUAAUACAUUUUCCGUUACCAGUGACUGAACCAUCAGGUUGACCAUUUAAAGUUAAAACAAUUGAGACCAAUGGUACCUCUUUAAAACCUUAUGCUGGUGUUGCGAUAAUUUAAACAUUUAGUUUUAAAGACACAAUUUAAGGCACAGCUGUUUUACUUAUUUUAUGUAGUCCUACGGAUUUUUCAAGUAGAAUUGAUAUGCCUGUAGUAUUUCUAACAUUUUGUCAUUAGUCAAUACCGAAGGCAGUACAUCCCAGUGUACAAUAUUCUUCUGUAAUCACAGGCCAUUAAAGCUGAAGGUAUUGCACCUAUCUUAAACAAGGAAAAACUAAAUAAAAAUGCUUUCCUUUUUGUAGUUAACAAUUUCCUUAUUAUUUUAAGGGUGUGGGUUGCAUUGUAUUUUGCCUCUUGGAUUAUAAAUAUGCUGUUACUGGCUAUAUAGUUGGAUCAUCCCACAUGCAACAAGAGAACUCUUUAAUGCUUAAGGGUAUUCUUUAUGCUAAAAUUGUAGGUUUUCUUGUUGGGAACGUAAUUGUUUUUCAGUCCUGACUUGUUAACAAACACAGUCUAUUUAUUGGCUCACUAAGAUGCAAAACCCUUAAAAUAAACUUUGCCUUUAAGAAAACUUUUAGUAUGGCUUAGACCUAUCUUAAGCUUCUUUUUAAUUAAUCUUCAUUUUUGCAUAUUAUUAGCCUUAUUCAAGUCUGCAACUGAAAAUGGCGUUGGGGGUCAUUGAUCUUAAUUAUCAAAGUAUAGGCCAAUAGUAAGGCUUCAGUAUUAUCUUUAUUCAUAUUUUAUUAUUUAUUUUGGCCUACUACUAUUCAUAUUCCAUUAUGACUUCCUCCCUGCUGCUUGUUUACUGGGGUAAAUGAAUGCUUACAAUCAUAUAACACUUAAAGGCGAUUGCAUGUACUGCUUGUAAACCGAAAAAGAAGCAUAUUUGCAAUAUACUUCAACUAGAAAUUUUGUACCGUUACAUUAAAAUAACAGAUUCUGUGCAGCUGAAUUUACUGUUCGUAUCCUCUCCCUCCUGAAGCUGUUCACGGCCGCCGGCCUGAAACGAACAGUGCUGUUCUGCAUUCCGAAGGGCAGGGAAGCACAGCAGGGUUGUUUCAUUAGUUUAUUUAUCGUUGAGGCUAAUCUCAGUGAGAAACAACCCUGCUGUGCUUCCCUGCCCGCAGAGCAACGCUGUUCGUUUCUGGCCGGCCGUGAACAACUUCAGAAGUAAGAGAAGAUGAAUAGGGAAUUCAGCUGCACAGAAUUGGUUAUUUUAAAGCAACUGAACAGAAUUUCUAAUUGAAGUACUUUGCAAAUAUGCUUCUUUUUAGGUAUACAAGCAGUAUAUGCAAUAUUGUUUUUUUUGCCAUCCCCAUUAAAGUUACAAGCCCAACAACUUUGCAAUAAAUACAUACUUUAAAAAAAAAAAAAAAAAAAAAAAGACCUAAUGAGAAUUUUCUUAAAAUACCACUGUCUACAUAAAACUAAAAGUUAAUUUAAAGGUGAAUUACUCUUUCAAUGCAACCUAAAACUAUUGCCUAGGUACCUAAACAAUUGAUUUUUAUUAUACUGCAUCUUGUUAGAUACUGUUUAAGCCUAGACUAAAAGGAAGCAUGUCAUGUGCCAUCUACAUGUUGCAAAAAGUAUAAAUGCUUGCCAGCAUUAAGAUUCUUGUUAUCAGUGCAAUAGUUUGUAUCCCAACACACUUUUUUUAUUGCUUUCUUAAAGGUGGUUGUCAAUAUCCCUUUUUAAUUAUAGCCAGGUGCACUUUCCACGAUGUCAGCUAUGUUGCAUGGGUUCUCUGUGUACAUGCCCUCCAGCCCUUUUGACUAAAUCAAGCUGGGUAACUUUGCCGCAAUACAGUGUAACGUAGCUAAUUACUUACCGGCUCCAACAAUUAGACAGGGACAUUCUAGGCAAUACUUUUGGCCAUUCAGAAGAAUCUAAAAUUGUAAGGCUUAAUGUGGACUAAUAGUGACAGUUUUGUCAUUUGUUUUUCUCUUUCAAGUAUAAAUAUCCAUUAUCCUGUUUCUUUAAUAUUUUCUUUUUGUACUUGUAAUUUAAUACUAAACCCAAAUAUUUAAAGUGCAUGAUCAAAUCUACCCAGCUAAUAGCAGUUCAACCUUAGAGAAUUUUUAUUUAUCUAAUAUUUAGCAUUUCCCAAAAUCAUUCUGUGAUUGUUAGUGUACAAUUAUCCUCUUGACAGGGGCCACUUUCAAAAGUUAUUGGUGGCAUGGAGAAAACCAAAGGGACUGAAAAUAUGCAUUCUACACCUACUUAAAUUCAAGUAAUGGGUGACAAGUUCCCACAUUUUUGGAUUUGGUGAAGUGCAAAAUCCACCACAAAGAUUUUGACAAAAAAACAUAUCUUGGUUCUAAUGUAGUAAUUUUAGCAUGUUUUUCUAUAUGAUCCAAAGUUAAUUUUUAAUCAGAAAUAUGAAUUUCCUUUAUUCAGUGCUUUAGUAUUCAAGGGUUUGACCAAAAUGCUUAACAAAAAUAUUCAGAAAUGAGCCAAGCACCAAAAAUAAAUUUAUAUGAAAUAAAUUGCUUUCAUCCUGGGGUUCUCAGUUAUGACUUUAUGUACUCUUUUUAAUUGGUUAGUACUAAAGUAUACUCAAACUGAAUCCUGGUUUCAGAGCAGCCCUCUUAGAAUUAAAAAAGACAAAAAACCCUUGCCAUACACCCUGCUACACUGUUAUUGUGUGCAUAUAUUUUGCUAAAUCUACAGGCAAGGGUUAAUUUUGGCAGGAAACAUUCCUUCUCUGCAAAUCUGCAUUUAUACCUAUGAUUGGGGAGUCAUAUUGCAUGGCUUAUUGGCCCUAAAUCCUCCACAGACAGUACCUUGUCCAUCCUUAGCAUUUCAUACUUCUACAAAACUUUCCUUGAAACAGACUGAUGCAGUGUGGCAGCUCUAACACAUAUGUAUAAAUACAAGGAUGCAGAUAGCUGGUAUUCAGUGCACGCUAUUAGUUUUGCCCUUGUGCUUCACUGAGGGAAGGUAAUUGGUAAUAAAACUUGUGUGUAGAUAUAUAUUAGCAAGUUUUUAUUUUUAAUAAACAAACCAGGGCAGUACAGUAGUGCCCUUUUAAGAAAACUUUGAGUUGCCAAUUCAUACACUCUUUGCUAAAGUGGUGGCCAACUUGCUCUUGCAUGUCCUCUACAAUUCCCUUUCCUAUUGUUAACUGGUGGCGAAAUGCUCUUAUAACUGCUGGGCUGAGUGGAAAAUCCAGGUGGUCAAGGGCCCUAGGCAAACUGUACAGGCAGUUUCCAUCUGUUCUGCAGGGAACCCUGUGUGAUCCAAUAGUUUGUUCAAGGGCAAAGGUAAAAAAAAAAAGAUAAAAUCAACUUUAUUUGGCCUGCCAACUUUAUUAUGGCCAAUCCUAUAAAAUAAAAGUAUAUCAUUUUUUUUAUUUAUUUGGUUUGCCCCAAUAGUGAUUCAUAAGUGCAACUGGGGUAUCAAAACCAUAUUUUCCUGAAAUAUUAGGUGACAUAAUAAAGUACAUAUGUAAAACAUGUAGUGAACAAAGAAGGUUCUGAUACUAAAGCAGUUCUCAGUUUUCUGAAUUGCUUUGAUAAUUAAAAGAAUAGUGAGGCUGUUGAGGACCAAUAUGUAUAAAUACUCCUAUUUAGAUUUGAAAUGCUAGUUGUCAAUGUAAGGUGUUCCUCUGCAACUGCAGCUUUAUUUCACUAUAGGAUUCCAAAAUUUUACUCAAAAUAUUUGUUUCAUAGACAAUGGUAAAUUCUGUACGUAAGAUAUCAAUUUUUUUUUUAUUAUUCUUCUGCAACCUAGGCAAACAGGAAGAGAAUUCAACCCCCCGCACUUUUUAGGACAGUGGGUGGAGAUAUGAUUAAAAUUUCUGUAAUUGGCACCCUGAGUAGCUGGAAACUUACUGCACUGGUGUUAAGCAGUUCUUCAUAUGCAUUACACCAGUUUCAACGCUUGGUUCUUAGUGAUGCCUUCUGGCAUGUAAUUUUCCCAUUUUGGCUGUAAAAUUAUAGUAGCGUUUGUUAUUCUAAGAUUAGUUUUUCUGGGAGAAAAAAAACAAGCUUCCCUUAAUUCUAAAUUUCAGUUUAAAAUAUCUUGAUACUAAUUGUGAUGUAACUAAACAAAAUCUGACCACAUAGAGGUUAACCAGGUCUCACUGUUUGGUCACUUUGACCAUAUUUGUACAUCGCCAAUCUGGAUUUGAGGUGAAAAGGCCAAAAAUAUGCAUUUCUUAAGGGAAUUUUUAUCGUAGGGUGAAAAGGCAAAACAGUUUGUCAAGAUGCAUGGCUGUAUUCAACCCUUUUGUUAAAUUUGUGGUGAACUGUCUACCCCUUUAUAAACAUGCGUCCAACUGGCUAGACUCUUGCUUAAUGAAGCUGUUCUUUUACGUGGUAUUAUGGUCCAUUUACCCCACAGACUAACAGUAAUAUCAUGCUGACCAUAUGUGUGGCAAAAUUGAUCAGUAAAUGGUAAAUUAGUUACAGCGAAAUCAACCUCCAUUAGAUUUUAAUCUAUAUAUUUAAUAUUAACAGGGGUCUAUUCAUGAAAAUAUUUAGUGGCUAAUUUCUAUAGAUAUUUAAAGAUCCAUAUCUAUUUUCUUAUCAGAUACUUAUGGCCCCAGGGGUGUUUUUACUUACCUCUUUUGAUGGCCGCAAAACUUCCUUACCCACCUGUCACCACUUCCUAUAGACGUAUAUGGGAAACACUGCCUGUGGCAAACCUUACAGACCCCCUCCGCUCAGAAUUGCUGACGCGUCUUUCCAUAUGGUAGUUGUUGGGUCUAAUAUAGACAGCAUUUCCUGCACAUCUAUAGGGAGACAAGUGGAUAAAGGUGUUUUGAGCCCAACCAUUUAAAGUCUGAGCACAGUGACGGUCAAUGUGGCCCAUGUGUCAUCACUAUAAUAUACCCCAGUGUCAGUGAUUUGAGUUCUAGCAAACACCAAUAUGAUACAUGUUCUUUUGCUGUGAACAUCAGUAAAAGCACCUUCACAUCUUUUAUCCUACUGACUUGUAUCUUUCCCUGUUAUUUUGCCAUCUUUUUUCUAUGAUUUUGUUGAUAUUUGUAUUUUUGGGUAACUCUUUAAAGGGGAUGUUCACCUUUAUAUUAUCUCUUGCUAUUUUUUAAACUUUUAAGCAUAUUCUCAGUUGGUCUAUUUUGUAUGGUUUUUGAACUGUUGGCAUUCCUAUACUAUCUGUUUUCAGCCUGUAAUUGAAAACCUGGUAUAUUCAGGGUUACUGACCCCCAGCAACCAAAAAAAAAAAAAGCCAAAUCAACUUUGAGGGUACAUGUUAUAUUGUCAUUCUUUAUAUUUAAUUGUUCCUUUUCUUACUCGAAUUGUUACCCAGUUAAAACUACUUCUGGAUUACUGUGCUCUUUAAAGCACUGGGAAACAAUGGGGCUAUCAAUAUACUAGUCUAUUUAAGGGUAAUGGCACAUAUGGUGUUUUCCCUGCCAGUGUAAAAAUGCUAACUUGGGAAACCCUAAUCUGCCCCAUUGUGCAUAAGCAUUGACAGGCAUAGCAUCCACCUGGCAGUGCAAACAUGAGGUGGAUUAGAAAGUGAAAAUGCGAAACUGCUGAUGCCAUACCUGUCAGUGCUUCUGCAAAAUGGCGAGAAACGUGUUUUUCUCUGCUUGCAUUUAUUACACAGGUGGAGUAAAGGCUUUAUGUGCCAUUGCCCUAAACACUCACAAUCAGGUGGCAAUUGAUAUUAAUGCUGUUAUUGACUGCAAAUAAUGAGAAUAACAAAUUUCAAAAAUACGAACAAUUACAAUUUGUCUUAGAAUUCUUCUAUUCAUGAAGUAAAAGUUGAACAACCCCUUUAUUGGAGAACUAAAGUAGAACCACUGGGAGGGUGCCAACUUGUUAUGCAACCGCCAGUGAUACUUGCCAUAUACUUCCUACCCCCAAGUGCACAUGCAUGGUAUUUGCCAGAGUCGCAGCAACAGGUUUUACACUGUUAGGAAUUAAUAGCGUAUGGUAAAUUGAAUGUUUUCAAAUUUGACUAAAGUACUGCAAAUUGGGACCUUUUGUAGUUUGUGUGCUUGUUGGUACCUAGUAACCUUAACUGUCUUUUUUUUGGUUGCUGCCGCCUGCAUUCUGCUUUUCAGUUCAGGAUCUGUAGGUUGCUUCUUUAGCACCUCUGAUGCAGUCUUUACAGAAUGAUUCUUUCAGUCAUUUUAUCUGUAGCACAUUCAUCUGUUGAAAUCCUUUAUCAACAACUUUGCUUUAAGGGUACUUGAAGCCUACUUGCAAGUUAACUAAGAAAACAAAAACUUUUUUCCAUUGUAAAUAUUUCUGUAAAUACAAGCAAUUGGAAAUUAGAAUGGUAUAGUACUUUUCUGAAUCCAAUCCUAUUUUUAUUUUAUACAGUAUUUCUCAGCUGUGAUCUUUGGAGCAAAAGCCAACGGCAGGAAAAAAAAAAUCAAGUUUGUACCAGUUUCAUGAAAUAUGUCUGGGUUUUUUUUGUAAAUAAUUUUAACUCAAAUAAAAUUGCUACUUUCAGUA